Molecule: messenger RNA, 708 nt
Organism: Thlaspi arvense
Lineage: Eukaryota; Viridiplantae; Streptophyta; Magnoliopsida; Brassicales; Brassicaceae
Source: the annotation of a GenBank genome assembly
AUGCCACUCAAUACAAUCCUCCAAAAACUAAUUCCCAACUUUACCUUUAUAACCACGCUCCUCCCACAAACCGACAUAUUCCAAAAUCGAGAAUUUUCUUCUUCCGCCGUUGAUGACCGGAGACUUCCAUGGAUGGGCCUAUCAACCUCCGCCGCCGGCAAUUCCAUUCUUAAUCGACAUAGAAUCGAAUCCCUUUCUUCGAGAUUCCCGUUCGAAACCAACGAAUCCGAGGUUUCACCAGACUACACCUUGUGUUUAUCCGACGAGUGCUUAGCGUUAGUGUUCCAGUUCCUGAAUUCUGGUAAUCGGAAAAGAUGUGCUCUCGUUUGUCGACGGUGGAUGAUCGUCGAAGGACAGAAUCGUUACUGUCUAUCUCUCCACUCUCACUCAGAUCUGCUCCCCUCGAUCCCUUUCAUCUUCUCUCGAUUUGAUUCUGUCACGAAGCUCUUGCUUAAAUGCGACCGUAUAUCUGUGAGUAUCGGCGACGAAGCGCUCGUCAAAAUCUCUCUCCGGUGUCGAAACCUGAUAAGGCUGAAGCUCAUAGCUUGCCAUAAGCUCACUGACACAGGUAUGUCUGCUUUCGCUGAGAAUUGCAAGGAUUUGAAGAUCCUCUCUUGUGGAUCUUGUGAUUUUGGAGCUAAAGGCUUGAAGGCUGUGCUUGAUCAUUGCGCCUCUCUCGAGGAGUUAUCAUUGAAACGUCUCCGUUGA